This is a messenger RNA of Penicillium macrosclerotiorum, 1182 nucleotides long. Its product is annotated as glycoside hydrolase family 16 protein. The transcript is spliced from 2 exons. Bases 1 to 1182 code for a protein of 393 amino acids. The record is from RefSeq and is a predicted model, not a curated record. Gene Ontology annotation, biological process: fungal-type cell wall organization; carbohydrate metabolic process. Gene Ontology annotation, cellular component: fungal-type cell wall. Lineage: Eukaryota; Fungi; Ascomycota; Eurotiomycetes; Eurotiales; Aspergillaceae. Gene Ontology annotation, molecular function: hydrolase activity, hydrolyzing O-glycosyl compounds; glycosyltransferase activity.
AUGCCCUCGCUCUUCAAGUAUGCCACUGCGGCGCUGGCCGUGGCGGCUCCUCUGGUCUCGGCGCAGACCUACACUGACUGCAACCCUCUCGAGAAGACUUGCCCGUCCGAUGCCGGCAGUACCGAGUCCAAGAUGACCUUUGAUUUCACCAAGUCGUCCGGUCUGGACAAGUGGACCACCACUGCUGGCUCCGUCUCGACCAGCUCCAACGGGGCGGCCUUCACUUUGGCCAAGAAGGGUGAUGCGCCCACCAUCGAGACCGACUUCUACAUCUUCUUCGGAACCGUCUCCGUCACCAUGCAGGCCGCUCCCGGCACUGGUGUGGUCAGCUCCAUUGUCUUCGAGUCCGAUGAUCUGGAUGAGAUCGAUUGGGAGGCUCUCGGCGGUGACACCACCACCAUUGAGACUAACUACUUCGGCAAGGGGGACACCACCACCUACGACCGUGAUACCUGGCCUGCGGUCUCUAACCCUCAGACUACCUUCCACACCUACACUGUGGACUGGAACAAGGACCGCAUCAUCUGGUCUAUUGAUGGCAAUGCUGUCCGCACUCUCGCUUACAGCGAUGCCCAGGGUGGUGCUCGCUUCCCCCAGACCCCCAUGCGUGUGCGUCUCGGUAUCUGGGCUGGCGGUGACCCCGACAACGGCCAGGGCACCAUCGAGUGGGCUGGCGGUGAGACCGAUUACUCCCAGGCUCCCUUCACCAUGUAUGUGAAGUCCGUGGAGAUCACCAACAACAACCCCGCCAGCUCCUACACCUACUCCGACAAGACCGGCUCCUAUGGCAGCAUCAAGGUGAACGGCGGCUCUUCCGUGAGCGAGACCACCAGCUCCACCAGCUCCACCUCUUCCUCCAGCUCCAAGACCACCGAGGGCUCCACCACCACCGCUACCACCAUGACCACCGCCACCAAGUCUUCCGCAACUGGCAAGUCCACCACCCUGACCUCCGGCUCGGCCACCGCCUCUUCCUCUGGCGCUGCUGGCUCCAGCUCCGGCUCCAGCUCCAGCACUGGCUCCAGCUCUGGUUCGGGCUCUGGUUCGGGCUCGGCCUCUGGCACUGCCUCGAGCACUGCUGCCAGUGCUUCGGCCACCUUCAACGCGGCCGCCAACGUGGUUGCCUCCUACAUGGGCCCUCUUUCCAUCCUGGGCCUGAUCACUGCCUUCAUGCAGCUGUAA